Molecule: messenger RNA, 434 nt
Organism: Porites evermanni
Lineage: Eukaryota; Metazoa; Cnidaria; Anthozoa; Scleractinia; Poritidae
Source: the annotation of a GenBank genome assembly
AUGUGUGAUAGAGGUAUUUUCGAGACCUUAUUGUUGUAAUCCGCUUUCUGUUGUUGUAGGACGUAAGUUGCGUUUAGUUUUAGAUCUUAGUAGAUCCGUUAAUCCUUUCGUUAAAAACUUUAAGUUUAAAUAUGAAGGUCUUCCUACUUUGGCGGUUAUGUUUCGUGAGAAUUUUUGGUUUUUCACCUUUGACAUUGAGUCGGGUUAUCAUCAUUUGGAUAUUAACUCUAAUUUUUGGAAAUUUCUAGGAUUUUCGUGGUCUUUCAAUGGCGUUGUUAGGUAUUUUGUUUUCAGAGUUUUGCCCUUCGGUCUGUCUUCAGCUUGUUAUUUAUUUACGAAGAUGUUUAAACCGUUCGUUGCUCGUUGGAGAUCCUUUGGUAUUUUUGCUAUUGUGUAUAUUGAUGAUGGAAUCUUUGCCUGCAGAUCGUUAUUAG